UGUACUGAAUACAUCUUUAGAAGAAUUAGUUAUGUUAAUGUGACCAUUGAGGAAGUGUGUUGGGAAUUAACAAGUUGCUCAUCCAACUCUUCCCAGUCUUUUAAUUUGAUGGUCCAAAGCAGUGCAACCCAUGUUUUAAUAAGAUGGAAUGAAGCGUGAACAUAUUUAGUCAUAAACACUGACUAAAGUCAACAAUACUUUCUCAUUCCAGCCAUGGCAAACCCGGGAGGGCUCAUUGCCGCAAUAGCAAUCCUGAAGGCUACCUUUGACAACUAUGCUGGAACAGAUGGAGACAAGACGACUUUGAGCAAGAAAGAAGUUGGAGAAUUGCUCCGCGCUGAGCUUGGGGAUGAGCUCAAAGACAAAAAGGAAUUUGACAAGUUCUUCAAAGGUCUGGAUGGCGACAAAGAUGAUGUUGUUUCUUUUGAAGAGUUUAUCGUUUUUGCAGCAAGCUUCGCUAUGAUGGUGUUUGGGCAACAAUAGUCUUAAGCCACGUUGCUUCAGAACUUCUUUGGGUAUUUGAAUUUGUUCUAAAUGAAAACAUAAACUGGACGAUCUAAUUUGCACUGUAUUACAGUCACAGCCAUUCAAUUUGCAUGUCAUUUUCAUAUAUUCUGAGAAGGAAAACUUGGUUAAACACACAAAGAUAAAUCAUAUGGGUUAUUGUGUUGACUUGGAGGACUUAAAUUGUGCUGACUUUGAGUUUGUAUCAAUGAUGUUCAAUGUAAUCAGUGAACAAUAAAGAAAGGAAAAUAAAUGUCA
Messenger RNA from Anarrhichthys ocellatus (wolf-eel), 762 nucleotides. RefSeq names its product protein S100-A6-like. The coding region runs from base 214 to 483 and encodes 89 amino acids. Lineage: Eukaryota; Metazoa; Chordata; Actinopteri; Perciformes; Anarhichadidae. Gene Ontology annotation, molecular function: transition metal ion binding; calcium-dependent protein binding; calcium ion binding. The transcript has 2 exons. Gene Ontology annotation, cellular component: cytoplasm. The record is from RefSeq and is a predicted model, not a curated record.